AGCACCAAAUAUUUAAGUUACCACCAUGGGACUUAAUGCUGAGGAUAAUUUCAAUCUACUCUCGAUUAUCAUUGAUUUGAAUGAAUUGUAUUGGGGAAACCUAGAAAUUUUAUCGAAAAAUAAUAAGGAUAAUUUUUUAUUAAAUGAUUUUGUUCUUACCAUAAUAUCAUUUUCAAAUGCAUAUUUAAUCAAUAACCCGUUAAAUCAUUUAAAUAUAAUUGCUACUUCCACAUCUAAAACGAAAAUAUUGUUUAAUAGUCUUCAUGGUAUUAAAUUUACCAAUUCAUCUAUAGAACUUACUAAUACUUACACAAACUUUCAAUAUCUUCAUAAACUCAAAGAUAUAACCAUUAGCAAUGUUAAAGAAAUGUUUACAAAUGUGAAAUUAAACUCAACACAUGGUACACUAAUUGCAGCUCCAGUAUUACAAGCCUUAUCAAUCAUGAAUAAAUUUGAGAAGCAAAUAUCUCACAUCGGACAAAAGAGCAUGAAUCGUAUUUUGAUUAUUAAAACAGAAGGAGAUGCUCCUAAUCAAUAUAUAGAUUUAAUGAAUGCCAUAUUUGCAGCACAAAAAAUGAAUGUUAUGAUAGAUGGUUGCAUAUUAGGAAAGGAUUCUGAUAUAAUUCAUCAGGCUACAUUUAUGACAGAUGGAAAAUAUUUUAAACUCCAUAAUUCGGACGAUAAUGUUAAAAAUGUAUUCAAUGCUACCCAAAAUGGAGACAAUGAUAUAAUCUACAAUUAUUCACUCUUAGAAUAUUUAUUUUGGUUAUAUCUGCCUAAUAAUAACGAAUUUCGAUCCAAUUUCAUAUUACCACGCGAGGAAAAUAUAGAUUUCAGAGCCAUUUGCUUUUGCCAUAAAGACAAUCGAAAGCAUCUCGACAUAGGGUUCGUAUGUUCAUCGUGUCUCGCGGUAUUUUGCAGUUUUACCCCUAUAUGCACAAUGUGCAAUGUGCAUUUUAAAAUUCCAAAGUAAGUUUUUAUUUAUCAAAAUUUGAAAUAAUUACCUCUUGAUCAAAUUUGAAGUAGUUGCCUCAUGAUAAUAAUUUGAUUUAAAUUUGGAUGCCUUAAUGCUCAAAAAUCGUCAAAACUAAAUUAAUCAACUGCGAUAGUCGAGAUAAAAUUUAUUAAUAAUCCUGAUCAAUUAUAUUUAAAUUACUCUCACAUAUUUUUUAAUUAUUAUGUUUAUGUAUUUGUAUUACUUCGUUUAUAUAAAAUCCUAUAA
Molecule: messenger RNA, 1222 nt
Organism: Gordionus sp. m RMFG-2023
Lineage: Eukaryota; Metazoa; Nematomorpha; Gordioida; Chordodea; Parachordodidae
Product: general transcription factor IIH subunit 3-like
Exons: 3
Coding region: 26-973 (315 amino acids)
Biological process (GO): nucleotide-excision repair; regulation of DNA-templated transcription
Cellular component (GO): transcription factor TFIIH holo complex; transcription factor TFIIH core complex
Source: RefSeq, a predicted model, not a curated record